Gracilinanus agilis (Agile Gracile Mouse Opossum) is the source of this 1604-nucleotide messenger RNA. It is a transcript of the gene DUSP26, whose product is annotated as dual specificity phosphatase 26. Lineage: Eukaryota; Metazoa; Chordata; Mammalia; Didelphimorphia; Didelphidae. Gene Ontology annotation, molecular function: protein tyrosine/serine/threonine phosphatase activity; MAP kinase phosphatase activity. Gene Ontology annotation, biological process: protein dephosphorylation; negative regulation of MAPK cascade. The transcript is spliced from 4 exons. Bases 297 to 932 code for a protein of 211 amino acids. Gene Ontology annotation, cellular component: cytoplasm. The record is from RefSeq and is a predicted model, not a curated record.
CGGCAGCAGAGGGGGCGGCAGCAGCCGCAGGAGGUGGAGGAGGAGGAGAGAGACGAGAGACAUGGCUGUCUGGUUGGCUUUGCCUGCGCGCGUCCCUGCGAGCUAAGACUUCCAGCCUGGAAAGAGGUAACUGAGAUUGGGUCCUUUCCCGGGCGCAGCACAGGUGGCAGGGACAGAGAAGCGGCGUCAGCCAGCCUUCCUCAGGUGUAUCGCCCAGCCCAGCCUCCUUCCUGCAGCAGCAGCCACCGCCGCCGCCGCUAACCUGCCCGGGGAGGAGGGCUGCCACCACUCCUGGGAUGUGUCCUGGUAACUGGCUCUGGGCUUCCAUGACGUUCAUGGCCCGAUUUUCCCGGGGUGGCACCCGGUCACCUGCUCGGGCCGCGGGGCACCUGGAGGACACUGCCCCUGCCCAGCACCCCCUCCUCAGUGUCUUUGAAUUGGAGAGGCUCCUCUUCACAGGCAAGACUGCCUGUAACCAUGCCGACGAGGUCUGGCCAGGCCUCUACCUUGGAGACCAGGACAUAGCAGCCAAUAGGCGGGAGCUGAGCCGGCUGGGCAUCACCCACGUGCUCAAUGCCUCCCACAGUAAAUGGCGGGGAACGCCCGAGGCCUACGAAGGAUUGGGUAUCCGAUACCUGGGUGUGGAGGCCCAUGAUUCACCCGCCUUUGACAUGAGCAUCCACUUCCAGCCAGCUGCUGAUUUCAUCCACAGAGCACUGAGCCGACCAGGAGGGAAGAUCCUGGUACACUGUGCGGUAGGUGUGAGCCGCUCGGCCACCCUGGUCCUGGCCUACCUCAUGCUCUAUCACCAGCUCACCCUUGUGGAAGCCAUUAAGACCGUCAAGGACCAUCGAGGCAUCAUCCCUAACAGGGGCUUUUUGAGACAGCUCCUGGCCCUGGACCGCAGGCUGCGGCAGAGCCGGGAAGCAUGAGGGGGUUUGGGAAGGGCCUGGAGAGUGGGUCCCCAGUUCCCAACUAGAGAGCUGGAGACCAGGAGGCAGAAAGCAGGAGGCCCAGAUGAAGCAUCCUCCCCUCCGAGAGGGAGAGUGCUGGAGCCCAGCCCCAACAGGUUGUCUCCUUCGAUUUAGAUAGGGGUAAUGAUAGUGAUGGAGGUUUGUGAUGCCUGGGCUUAUGGAGGGGCUGGCUCCAUCAGAGGCAAGCCAGGAAAAGAAGAGAGAGUAUAAAGGCAGAGAUAGUUAGAGGAGCCAGAAUUCUCUGGAUUCCAAUUCAGAAUUUGCCUGUGGCUCAAAAGGGAAAUGGACGAGUCCCUUCUCCUCUCUGACCGAGGUCCCCUCUCUUCUGUCUUAUUUAAAAUAGAAGGGUUGUCCUUGAACUGCUUCCACACAGAAAUGUAGGGAGAAUGAGUAAGAUGGAAUAAUAGAAAGGGCAGGGAGCUCUGCAGAGACGUGAAGAAGACACACCCAGGCUUAUGUAUAGAUAAUGUGGAUGGGCUGAGGUCUGGCACUACUCACGGGUGCCACUCACAGCUGUAAAAUGACAGUUAGGGAUGACCGGGGGUCCUGAGAAAGACACUCUCACCAGACAAAUGGACAUAAUAAGGAAAAUAAAGAUGGUGAACAAAAAAUAGUCUCAUCAAAUUAUUA